Doryrhamphus excisus (bluestripe pipefish) is the source of this 2893-nucleotide messenger RNA. The record is from RefSeq and is a predicted model, not a curated record. NCBI's taxonomy places the organism in Eukaryota, Metazoa, Chordata, Actinopteri, Syngnathiformes, Syngnathidae.
ACCCCUAAACCCUAACCCCUAAACCAACCAAAGCACGUCCCCAGUUAGGUGAAAGAGUGAAAGGACUCCAACGAAGUAGGGAAGGCAAGUUUGGUCCAAGUAAAAAAUAGACAUCUAUUGCAUCAUCAGUGUAUGAUUGCAUCAUCAAGUGUGAAAUGGAGAAGUGUUCCCAGCUGGGUUGAUCCAGAAUAAGUGUGGGAAAGGAGAAGUAGAAGAAGAAGUAGAUGAAGGUAUGGGCAGGCAGGAAGCUGUCUCAGGAAGACCCGAUGCAGGGAAAUCAUGGAAGACGCUCAUGGCGUUGUGGCGUCGCUUAGAAAGGCGGAUGAGAAGGUCCAAGAAGGAAAGUCGUGAUCUUUGGUGAAACUUCCUGAAACGCUGCUAUUGCGCAAAGAGGGAAGAAAGAUAGAAAGUGCGGAGGGGAAGAAUCGUCUCAGACGACACACACGGAGGUAAGACCAGCACAUUCCUAAAGCUAUCUCUGGAAUAUUCUUCCAAGUUCGACCCAAUUCCUUCCCAGACCAGCUUUAGUCCUGCUGAGGAACCUUGUAGGGGGAAGAACACCAACGUAGCACCCGUUGAAAAAAGCUUGAAAAGUGGGGAGCGGUACCUCUGGAGGAGGGGGCCGGCGAACGGGAGGUCUGGACUUCCGGACGGCGAUGCAGACUCGGAUAAGCGGAAGCAAAGGGAAUGGAAUCCCGUGUGAAAGUGUGACCUUUCCUUAGAACUUCCCCCGUGUUUGCCCACUGUCCCGGGAAGGCGUCAGCUGGGAGGAGCCCCGAGUCAGGAUGUUUGGUCUCAUCUGGACCACUUUGCUGGUCCACCUGAGCAGCAGCAAAGGAGCUUCCCAGGGUGACGGUGACUGCAUGAAAGGCUUCUGCAUCCUUCUCAGCAAACCCCAAAUAAGAUCCGAGGCGGGACUCUGCGCCGUCCUGCCGUGUUCGUACUCCGCCGCCCGCUUCAGCCCUCACAGCGUGGUUUGGUUCAAAUGCGACCCCGCAAAAGCAAGAUGCAGCGAUUGGGAAAUCGUGUUCCACUCCAAGAACGAAGACAAAGUCAUGGACGCCUACAAGGGGCGGGUGUCCCUGCUGGAGGAGGACGUCAGCCGCAAGAACUGCAGCAUCAUCAUCAACGACCUCAACCAGUCCGAUUCCGGAUCCUAUCAGCUCCGAGUUAACGGUCACCUCCUCGGGAAGCCUGAAGGGUUUUCCUUCCCCUGGAGAGUGUCGCUCACGGUGGAAGAUCUGGAGCAGAAGCCCACGCUGUCCGUUCCCCCCCUGACUGCCGGACGACGCGCCACCCUCGCCUGCACCGCCCCCGGCCUCUGCUCCGGACACGCCCCCACCAUCAGCUGGGCCGUCAUCUCGGGGAACGGGACCGUCGGUAGGAAGAACGAGGGGGUGACCGCUGUCACUCAGAGACACAGCUCCACUCUGACCUUCGACCCCUCCGCCCUGCACCACCGCACCCGGGUCACGUGCAAGGUGGCCUACAAGGGGGGCAACCUGACCACAGAGGAGACGGCCAUGCUGAACGUGAGCUAUGUAAGGCCGCCAUCCAUCACGGGGCAGACAGCGGUGAAGGAAGGCCACGCCCUCAAUCUGACGUGCAGCGUUGACAGUUUCCCGCCUUCUCGUGUCACGUGGCGUCUUCUCCGUUCCAACGCCACCAUCCCGCCCCCGGGCGCCGGCACCGCCCGCCUGGCCAUCUCCAACGUGAGCGCGGCCCAAUCCGGGCGCUACGUGUGCACGGCCAAUCACCCGGCGGCCACGCUGACGGCGCACGUGGACGUGACGGUGACUUGGUUCGCCAACAUCCUGGACGGGUCGGGGUGUGCCGUGCGGGCGGACGUCCUGACCUGCGUGUGCGUCAGCGGCGGGGUCCCGCUUCCCGUCGUCACGUGGCCGUUGCUGGAGAAGCGGACCCGCUACCGCGCCGUCACCGUGGUGUCCGACCACACCGUCAACACCAGCAUCACGCUGACCCUGGGGGACGCCAACCUCUCCGCUGUGGCGUGUGUCAGCGAGCAUAAAGACGGGCGGGACAUGAAAUUGUUCCCCAUCGAGAGGAAAAGAUUGGAACCUGAAGACCAGAGUGUGAAGGCUGUGCUGCGGCCCGAUGUCAUCAUCGCCUUAUUGGUUGGAGCGCUUCUUUCCGCCAUCUUGUGCCUGGUGCCCAGGAUGUGCUGCAGGAAAACCACCCAACCACCCGGGAAUCCGGAUGUGGAACUCUUGGCCCCACAGGAGGAAGGACAGGAAACGUCGGUGAAGAUGGACGGCGAGGCCAAAGCGGACGUGGAGUACGCCAACAUCAACUUCUCGGCGUUGAGGAGAAACAACCCCAGGGAUGCGGCGGCCAAACACCAGGCUACGGAGUACGCCGAGAUCAAGCGAGCGGCCGACAGUAAUGGCGGCAAACCCGAGCACUUGAUGGAACGUCCGGAUGAAGAGGCGACGGCGGAGGACGGGAGCCAGGAAGAGGAAGAGGAGGAGGAGGAGGCCCUCUACUCAAAUGUGAAAGAUGCGAUGAUGUGACGACGUGAUGACUGGUCUACGGCUACUUCCUCCUCGCCGAGCGCUACUUCCUCCUCGCCGAGCGCUACUUCCUCCUCGCCGAGCGCUGCGGCGCCACAUCGGGAGCCGCUGCUUCCACCAGCAGGGGGCGCCGCUUUAUGGCUAAGCUACAUCUCAGGUGCCAAAGAUAUUAUGUUCUCACCAUCCUUUGUUGAUCUCCAAGAGCAGGUCACAGCUCAAGCAGCUGCAAAUAUGAUAUGAAUAUAUAUGAAUAUGAAUAUGAAUAACUAUAAUGAUGCUGUACAUGAAAUAUUGAUAUAUGGAAAUGGAUGAUAUGGAAUGAAUGAAACUCAUUGACAUUUUGGUGGCUAAUAAAUGGAAUA